Prorocentrum cordatum is the source of this 312-nucleotide messenger RNA. The record is from the annotation of a GenBank genome assembly. NCBI's taxonomy places the organism in Eukaryota, Dinophyceae, Prorocentrales, Prorocentraceae.
AUGGCCUGUGUUUCACAACGACGCGCGGAAAGGGGAGACACAGCCUCGUUGACACGAUGUUCUAGCCUGAGUGGCCGGGCGGCGCGCCGCCUAUCUGUGCGGCUGCUGCAGCCCACGGCAUUUGCGAGCCCCAACGCUCGGAGCAGUGGAAGCACCGCCACGGUGGACGACCAGUCGUGCUUCUGGAAGUCUUGGCGCCCAGGGCCUAAUCAUGCGUCAAAGGUGGCCGAGCCGCUGAUCCGCAGCCACUGUGGCUCAGGCGAUUUUUCUAGCAAGUUGCAUGUCGCACCGUAUGCAUUCUUGCUGCGCUAA